GGUUUGACAACACCAGAACGGAGGUGAGAGCUGGGAGGAUCUAGCCUGGAGAUUUCCUAAGGACCUGGGGAGCCUACCUUGCAGUCACAAGCCUGUAAAAAGUGGUCCCUGAGGAGUGGGACCCUUCGCUAGGGCAGCCGGCUAGGGCCUUCCCCUACUGGAGAGCGGCACUGAUACAGUCCAUCCUCCUGCCUCAGUGAAGCGGCCAGGGCUCCACUUGGGCUCUAUACAAGUCGUAUUCUUGCAAGACUGCUUGUAGGAAAACAUGGCAGUUUCCAUUUUCACAAAUUAAUCAAGCCUAGCACCAAAUACUGCCACAGGUUGGGGCUGUCAUUGCAGUGGAUACCUGGUCAGGAGAUUAGUAAAUUAUACCGGGAAGCGCCAGAAUGGAGGUGUCAAUGCCCCUGCCUCAGAUAUAUGUAGAAAAAACCCUAGCCAUUAUCAAGCCAGAUAUUGUAGACAAAGAAGAGGAGAUCCGCGACAUUAUUCUCAGAUCUGGAUUCACCAUCGUUCAGAGACGAAAACUACAUCUGAGCCCUGAGCACUGUAGCAACUUUUAUGUGGAACAGUAUGGGAAAAUGUUCUUCCCAAACUUAACAGCUUAUAUGAGUUCUGGGCCUCUUGUUGCUAUGAUAUUAGCUAGAUAUAACGCCAUCUCUUACUGGAAAGAACUUAUGGGACCAUCAAAUAGUUUACUAGCUAAGGAGACACACCCGGACAGUCUAAGGGCAAUUUACGGUACAGAUGAGCUACGGAACGCCCUUCAUGGGAGCAAGGACUUCGCUGCCUCAGAAAGAGAGAUUCGCUUCAUGUUUCCAGAAGUGAUUAUUGAACCCAUUCCAAUUGGACAAGCUGCUAAGGACUAUUUAAAUCUGUACGUAACGCCAACCCUACUCCAAGGACUCACGGAGCUUUGUAAGCAGAAACCGGCAGACCCUUAUAUCUGGCUAGCUGAUUGGUUGUUGAAAAAUAACCCCAACAAACCUAAACUUAGACAUUUUCCAGUGCCAGAGGAAGAGCCUUAGCACACUCUGCAGGACAAGCAGCGGCUGUGUUACUGGGAAAAGCUGUGCAUCCACUUUUUACAAGAUGCCUCCUUCCUAAUGGGUUGAGUCACUACAUGUGUAAUAAACUAUUUUUUCUUUACAUUAAAGAAA
Peromyscus californicus insignis is the source of this 1157-nucleotide messenger RNA. RefSeq names its product NME/NM23 family member 5 (gene Nme5). NCBI's taxonomy places the organism in Eukaryota, Metazoa, Chordata, Mammalia, Rodentia, Cricetidae. The record is from RefSeq and is a predicted model, not a curated record. Gene Ontology annotation, molecular function: nucleoside diphosphate kinase activity. The coding region runs from base 387 to 1025 and encodes 212 amino acids. Gene Ontology annotation, biological process: UTP biosynthetic process; GTP biosynthetic process; CTP biosynthetic process. The transcript is spliced from 5 exons.